AAGAAGUGUGAAGAUAAGAAAGCAAAAGAUAGGAACAGACCCUUGGUGUCAUUGUAGGAACUUUGUUACGUGUGUAUGCAGCGCACUAAGGCCAACAGUGCACUGUAUUCUAAAGUCGAGAACAAAGAAGAACAGGACGAGCAAUUUCUACAUCAAUACCAGAUAAUGAACAACAAGGACACUGCAUUCAAAGACCAGUUGAGACUAAAAUCAGAAAAAGAAGAAUGCAUGAAGAAUGCUGCAUAUAACCUUGGUGUCGCAGAUGCUAUAAAAUCACAGAGGAAUCAGAAAUGCCACUUUUCUGAUUGAUGAACAAAAAGCUGAACUGAAGAAACAUCAAUUUGAGCAGAGAGAAAUGUAUAAGAAAGCACUGGAAUACCAGCUGAAACACAGGCCUUCCAGACUGCCCAUCUAUGAGCCCAUGGGCACCUUCACCAACUUUGGGCAGAAUGAGAAGACCCUGGAGGCCGAGAAGCGGCAGAGAAAUAUUGAAUACAUGAAGCAGCAGGUGGAAGCCGCUGCAGGCCACAAAAGACAGCUUAUCCUCAGCCACAUAAAAAAUCUGCAGCAAGAAAAAGAAAUGCUCCAGAAAAACCAAGAAAAGCAUUUAGCAGAAAGAUGUGCAGAAGAGGAUCGAAGGAACACCAUCAAUCAACACCUGAGAAAAGAAUGGGAUAAAGAUGUUGUGCUGAAGCAUCAGCGAGAUGAAGAUGCCAAGGCCUUUGACAAGUAAUUGCCUUCUGGGGUUGCAAGUUGCCUUCUCU
Erinaceus europaeus (western European hedgehog) is the source of this 764-nucleotide messenger RNA. Its product is annotated as coiled-coil domain-containing protein 81-like. The record is from RefSeq and is a predicted model, not a curated record. The coding region runs from base 356 to 733 and encodes 125 amino acids. NCBI's taxonomy places the organism in Eukaryota, Metazoa, Chordata, Mammalia, Eulipotyphla, Erinaceidae. Gene Ontology annotation, cellular component: centrosome. The transcript is spliced from 5 exons.